AUGAAGAUCCGUGGUACACCACCAAAAGAAGCGAUUGAGGCCAUCAGGUACCUCAUGCUCAAUAAUGAGGAUGGUAAUCUUCAAGGAAGGGAGAAUCUUACCGAGUGGUAUACGUGUGAGGUCCGAAGACACUUUAUGCGUUGGGUGAAGAAGGAGUGUGAUAUACCUAGCAAGCCCGAGGACCCGGCAGCACUACUAGAGAAGAUCCUCAACACUUUGACCGGCGCACAGUCGAUUUACCUCUACCAGUUCAGAACCUUCCUGGUACAGGUACAGAUCGUCGAGCCUUCUCCGAGAAAAACGCCAAGAAGGGGGAUGAAGAAGAAGGAUGUGACCCAGGAGGUGAACAGAAAUGAUCCCCGGAUUAGGUUGUUUCUCAGAUCGCUCAAUUCUAUAAUGUCCUAUUCGCUUCCAGACCCGGCAUGGAGCGAACUAGUCUACACCGUCUUCCUGGAACUUUGCGGAGUUUCAGUUGGUAUCUCGAUGAGUGAGGAGGAGGAGGCCGAGGAGGAGGAGGCCAGCACCAUCAUCAGUGGAAAUACCACUGAGGCAGACGACGCAAUCUACGACCGAAUGCCACAGAGUUUUCUUACGGAGACGGACCUUGAUGGCGAUUCUAUUAUUGCUACAGACGAGGGUACUCCCAUCAUUCCUGCGGAGCUCGACGGACUCCCGGAUUUUGACCAUUACAAGAAGGAGCCCAAGGGGACGCAGGCAGAGGCUCGACGGAAGGUUCUCAAGCUGUGGGAACUUAUGGAGAGAAUUGGCGUUGGUGGUGGAGGAAGGAGGGGUGAGAGGGUGUUUGCUGAAGUCAUAAACACCCUCAUCACAAUGUACAUCUGCCAAACGUUUGCACAGCGCUGGGGAAGCCCUAGCAUUGCUGGCCGGGAACUCGAAGAUUGGGUUGAGAAUACCCUCGCGCGAUUGAUCGUCGAUAUACUAUUCUGCACUACAGUGAACGAUCUCGACGGUGCUGGGGAUGUCAGGCUCGACAAGCUUUCUCCUAGAGAGAGCUUGAGAGUAACUAGAGAGAGUAUAGACAAGCGCAGGAGAGGAGGGAUGGAUCUGGACUUUGUUCGGACCAUGGAGGAGGAACAGAAGAGACGUAGGGAGGACCUUGAGACAUGGAAGAAGAUCGCCAUAGGAAGACUUGGAAGGCUCCGAGUGAAUGAGCUCUUUGAUAUCAUCGUGGAUUGGCCCCAGAGUCUCGGUGGUGUUGAAGACCUGAAGACAUACAUUUCCACUCCUCAGACGCGAGCGCAUCUCACCGCGACGUUUUCAGCAGCACUCAGUGCCCGCAUACUUCACCCCGCAGCAGCAACUUCAGAUGUUCUCGGAGCGUAUGUUCGUUUGAUCCGUGCGUUCACCGUGUUGGAUCCCCGCGGUGUUCUCCUUGACCGGGUAUCCAAGUGGAUCCGCCGAUACUUGCGCGAGCGUGAGGAUACGGUACGCGUCAUAGUGCGUGGUAUAAUGUCCGAAUCACUAGUAGGACCAGAUAUCGAAGAGGGACUAUCGGAACUUGCCACGGAGCUGGGGAAGGGUAUACCCGCACUCAAUGCUACGUCUGGAGGCCUUGAAGAGAUGGACUACGACGACAUGAACUGGGUUCCGGAUCCCAUCGAUGCUGGUCCUGAGUUCAGGCGCAACAAGGGACUUGACGUCGUGGGCUCUCUAAUUACCCUCUAUGAGAGUAAGGAAGUCUGGCUCAAGGAAGUUCAGAACAUCCUGUCCGCACGACUUCUCGCAGAGCCGGUCUACGACUUUCAUAAGGAAAUCCGGACUAUUGAGCUGCUGAAACUGCGCUUCGGAGAACCACCCACGCAGAACUGCGACGUAAUGCUGAAGGAUAUGCGCGACUCGAAACGACAGGACUCCGUAAUCCGUGAAAUGGCCCGCAGCACCGCACCACUGGCAUUCGGCCAACUUCCUCCUUUCCACGCUAAAGUCCUUUCGCACCUAUUCUGGCCCGAAUUGAAACAAGACGAAUUCCGCCUUCCGCCGGUAAUCACACAAGCCAUGAAGGCCUACCAAGAGGGUUUUGAACGCCUCAAAAAGAAGCGCAAGCUCGAAUGGCUUCUGUCCCAAGGCACGGCCGCUCUCGAGAUAGAGCUCGAAGACCGCGUCAUCGUCGUUCCCGACGCGACCCCCGCCCAAGCCGCAGUCAUUCACGCAUUCAAUGACAACGAUAGUCUUGACGAUGAGCCCCGGACCAUGGCCUUUGAGCAGCUCGAGCAGGAACUCAACAUGCCCGCGUCCCUCCUUCGACCGGCCUUAGCCUUCUGGACCGACAAAGUUGUGCUGCGUGAAGACCCGCCGGGAUGGUACACCGUGCUUGAGAGCCUCAGGAAGGGGGAUGAAGCGACCUCACCCGCGAAACAGGCGUACUAUGCUACCGAGAAUCUGGACAUCAUCGACGAGGAGAAGGCCAGGGAACGCCAGGUCGUCGAACAGUUUGUUAUUGGCAUGCUUACCAAUGGCGGUGCUAUGAAUGGAGAUCGAAUCGGAAUGAUGCUGGGAAUGCUGGUGCCAGGCGGCUUUAGGUGGUUGAAUGAGGAGCUCGGCGAGUUUCUUGUCGAGAUGAAGGAGAGGGGCAGGAUCGAGCAUGCUCCAGGUGGAUGGAAGGUUGUGUAG
Messenger RNA from Tricharina praecox, 2631 nucleotides. RefSeq lists its product as uncharacterized. Bases 1 to 2631 code for a protein of 876 amino acids. Gene Ontology annotation, biological process: ubiquitin-dependent protein catabolic process. Gene Ontology annotation, molecular function: ubiquitin protein ligase binding. The record is from RefSeq and is a predicted model, not a curated record. Gene Ontology annotation, cellular component: anaphase-promoting complex. The transcript is spliced from 3 exons. NCBI's taxonomy places the organism in Eukaryota, Fungi, Ascomycota, Pezizomycetes, Pezizales, Pyronemataceae.